AUGUCCUGUGUAAUGUCAUGUAAACUGUCCUGUGUAAUGUCAUCAUGUACACUGUCCUGUGUAAUGUCAUGUAAAAUGUCCUGUGUAAUGUCAUGUAAAAUAUCCCGUGUAAUGUCAUUUCUGCCCUGA
Haliotis rufescens (red abalone) is the source of this 129-nucleotide messenger RNA. RefSeq lists its product as uncharacterized. The transcript has 3 exons. The record is from RefSeq and is a predicted model, not a curated record. Lineage: Eukaryota; Metazoa; Mollusca; Gastropoda; Lepetellida; Haliotidae. The coding region runs from base 1 to 129 and encodes 42 amino acids.